Messenger RNA from Emiliania huxleyi CCMP1516, 447 nucleotides. RefSeq lists its product as hypothetical. The annotation marks the transcript as partial. The transcript is spliced from 2 exons. Gene Ontology annotation, molecular function: calcium ion binding. Lineage: Eukaryota; Haptophyta; Isochrysidales; Noelaerhabdaceae. The record is from RefSeq and is a predicted model, not a curated record.
CUCAAGCGUAUCUUCGACGAGUUCGACCGCGACCGCGACGGCCGAGUCUCGCAGAGCGAGCUCGCGUCCGCCCUGAAGCGGUUCAGAGACCAGACGAGGCCGCGAGGCCAAUCGUACAAGUCGCCGGCAGAGCAGUCGGCCGAGGGCAUCGCUCUGUUGGCCUUUCAAGUGAUGGACUCGGACCAGGACGGUGCGGUCUCUUUUGACGAGCUGCUGCGGUUGUGCUUGCCCGAGGCCAGCGAGCAGGACAUCUCUGCCCUCUUCGGCAUGUAUGACACGGACAGGUCCAACUCCAUUUGCGUUGCCGAGCUCGAGGCAGCGGGCGCAUGCGGCCUCGAUCAGAGGGAGCUGCAGAACCUCGUGGAGGAGCACGACGUGGACGGCGACGGUGAGCUGAACCUAUGCGAGUUUCAUGACUUGAUGGUCUCGACGGGCGUUUUCCAGGCA